AUGACACCGACGUACGAGGUCGUUCCCGGGGACCGGGUAGGGCUGUUCCAGCUGGGCGACACGCUCUGGCACAUUCUCGAACUACUCCGGGAAGAGAAGACUGCAUACCCCAAAGUCGAAGUAACCUGGGACGACUCGAAUUCGCGCGAUUCGCCAAUACUCAUCACCAUCCCCCACUUGACUCUACACUUCGCAGCCGACUCGCAGCUACUUACGACUAUCACACUUACCGACCUCGCAACCGCCCGGCUGGGUCUGAGUCUGACGUACGACACCCAUCUGCUCUGCUCGUCCAGCCAGAAGCUCACUCGGGGGCUGAUUGGGAAGGUGCUGGGUCCGACAUACGACUCCAAGGGGUCUAAAGGGGAGCUGGUCUACCCUGGCGUGGCAUUCUCGGUGGCCGGACAGCCGGCAGGAGGGAGGGACGAGGUGGUUGACAAGGUUGUCGUCAGUACGAAAGACGGGGAGACGGUCAUUCCAGAUGAUCUACUCAGCUGUGUCAUUAUCCCUGGGAAGGGUGUGACAUUAUCGUUCGGUUCAGAUACUCCCGUCGAGAUUGUCGUCAGCGAGACGACAGCUCAGGACCUGCUUCUCGACCUUGGCGCCCCACUACGGCGGUACUGGAAAGAGGAUGAACGGCUGGAGAAGAUGUGGGGAGGCUCGGCGGCGCGAGACCCUGUGGGAGAAGCAUCCGGAGGAGAAUACUUCAUGAACUACUUUCAAUACGGUCUCGACUUCCUGAUCUCGCCUCACGGGUUAGUGGAGAAGGUGGUCGCCCAUUCCAAUAUCCCUGGGUCUGCGCUCUUCCAGCGCUACGCCAAGUGUGCUUGGUCCAUAUCGACCUCUUCCGGCCCCAUAACGUCCAAGUCCCCUCUAUCCGCCGUCUCUACCGCCUUCUCAACCUCAGGCGUGCAGACCGCCACACCCAUUAUCACACCUCCCUCUCCGCCUCCCGCACCGCUCGAAAGUCUCGCUGUUCCAGUCCCGUCUGUCGGCGCCGGGAAGAAGGCGAAAAGACGUUCAGUCUCCGCCAGCAGCGACAAGUCUCCCGAGGUGGUCGUCGAGGCGAGCAACGUCCCGUCUGGUGCAAGUACAGACGUCGAGGGUAUGACUUUGGAUCGCGUGGGGGAGGGCGGCUUGGAAGGGGUGACGGUGGAGAUGAAGAGUCGGCUGGUCGGGUAUGAGGGCCUGGUAGUUGAGGAGGAUCUGGCGAGUGGCGGGAUAUCGUCUGUACUUGUAUACAGGGCGAUGUGA
Dioszegia hungarica is the source of this 1254-nucleotide messenger RNA. RefSeq lists its product as uncharacterized. Gene Ontology annotation, biological process: Golgi to plasma membrane protein transport. Gene Ontology annotation, cellular component: trans-Golgi network. NCBI's taxonomy places the organism in Eukaryota, Fungi, Basidiomycota, Tremellomycetes, Tremellales, Bulleribasidiaceae. The coding region runs from base 1 to 1254 and encodes 417 amino acids. The transcript is spliced from 6 exons. The record is from RefSeq and is a predicted model, not a curated record.